Rosa chinensis is the source of this 1313-nucleotide messenger RNA. RefSeq names its product protein FRA10AC1. Gene Ontology annotation, biological process: dephosphorylation. NCBI's taxonomy places the organism in Eukaryota, Viridiplantae, Streptophyta, Magnoliopsida, Rosales, Rosaceae. The transcript has 11 exons. The coding region runs from base 126 to 866 and encodes 246 amino acids. Gene Ontology annotation, molecular function: phosphatase activity. The record is from RefSeq and is a predicted model, not a curated record.
GGUCGAGGGACCGCGAACGCAGAGCCCUAAUUUGCUUUAAAGAAGUUUCUUCUUCUUCUUCUUCUUCUUCUUCACUAGGAGCUGGAUUUGGUUGGGUCAAUUAGGGUUCACUGAAGCACAGGACGAUGGCCUCGUUUGCGUCGUUAAAAUCUGCAAUCUUCGACAGAGAAGAGCGAAAACAGCAGUACCAGGAUCACAUUCGCGGCCUCAACGCUUACGAACGCCAUAAAAAGUUCGUCAAAGAUUACGUUAGCUAUUAUGGUAGAGAAGGAUCUUCACACGUGAAGUUGCCUGUCAAAACUGAUCAAGACACCCUAAGAGAAGGGUACCGGUUUAUAAGAUCUGAGGAAGAUGACAUGGACACAUCCUGGGAGCAGAGGCUGGUGAAGCGAUACUAUGACAAGCUGUUUAAAGAAUAUUGCAUAGCUGAUAUGUCACAUUACAAGAGUGGUAAGAUUGGUCUGAGGUGGAGGACAGAAAAGGAAGUUGUAUCCGGUAAAGGGCAGUUCAUAUGUGGUAGCAAACAUUGCGAUCUAAAAGAUGGCUUAGCCAGCUACGAGGUGAACUUCUCUUAUUAUGAAGCUGGAGAAAACAAACAAGCGCUGGUCAAAUUGGUAACUUGUGAGAGAUGUUCGGAAAAGCUUCAUUACAAACGACGGAAAGAGAAGGAACACAUGGAAAAAGAAAAGAAUGAAGAUAAGAGAAGAAAGAGGAACCGGUCAAGGGAUAGUGAUGACACUGAUGAUGAGGGAAGCAAGGAGAGGAGAAAAGGGAAAAAGGCUUCACUUUCCACUAGUGAACAGAGAGUCAAUGAUGAAGAUGAUGAUGAAAACUUUGACGAGUAUCUUGAGGGAAUGUUUCCUUGAUGGAAACAAAUUAAGGGAUGUCAUGUUUGUGAUUGACAACUCUAUCUCCCACAAAUUGCCAAAACCAUUAAACAUGGUGGAAAGAUGGAAGGUUUUGAGUUGUAAAGAUGUGCCAAGCUUCUGUGUAUAUUUCUAUCAGUGACAGAAGGCAAAGUCAAAUCCAUCACCGGAGGAGUCGGGUUAUAUCCUAUUUCACAUUGAUUGCGUGCACUUCAGUAUGAAAGGGACUAUGAAACGCUGAAAUUGUUUUGCCUUUGUUUCGUGAGGCAGAUACAUUUUCCAACUAGAAAAGCCACAGAAACAGUAGAACAGCUGUGGUAGGCCUUGACAUUAUGUUCUUGUUUGUAGGUGUGACUACAAAGUUGAUUGGUGUAUUUAGGUUACUAAUGAUAAGCAAAGAUGGGGGUCUUUUUCAAGCAAUGCAAUGCAAUGUCCUAUUCUCUAUUC